Messenger RNA from Lathyrus oleraceus (garden pea), 714 nucleotides. RefSeq lists its product as uncharacterized. Gene Ontology annotation, molecular function: aspartic-type endopeptidase activity. The record is from RefSeq and is a predicted model, not a curated record. Gene Ontology annotation, biological process: proteolysis. Lineage: Eukaryota; Viridiplantae; Streptophyta; Magnoliopsida; Fabales; Fabaceae. The coding region runs from base 1 to 714 and encodes 237 amino acids. The transcript is spliced from 3 exons.
AUGGAGGAAGAUGGAUUGUUAGAAGUGGAUUUAGAAAUCAAGGAAACCAAGGACCAAGAUGAAGAAGUAGUACGGCCACCUGUCAAGGAGAAGGAAAAAGUUCUGAAACCAGUCAUCAAACUCCCUUAUCGUCCAAGACUGAAGAAGAAAGAUCAACAUGAAACAAAUUUUGAGAGUGCCAUUCUUCAAGGUAUGAAAAUCCCAGUGAAAAAGAAAGAUAGGGGAUCGAUUACUAUUCCAUGCACUAUUGGUGAUAGAAAAUUCAAGAAGGCUCUAAUUGACUUAGGAGCAAGGGUAGGCUUGAUGCCACUAUCCAUCUACAAGAAAUUAGGCAUUGGCACCGUUCAAGAUACUCGGAUGACACUUCAGUUUAUUGACCACUCUGUUAGGCGACCCUAUGGGAUUGUGGAAGACAUUCUUGUAAAAAUUGACAAGUUUGCUUUCCCAAUUGACUUCGUCAUUCUGGAAAUGCCCGAAGAUGAGGAGAUUCCUCUCAUAUUGGGCAGACCAUUCUUGGAGACAAGACGAUGUAUGAUAGACAUAGAGGGAGGAACAAUGACCCUCAAAGUCUAUGAUGAAAAGUUAAAGAUAGAUGUGCGGAACACGAUGCAAUACAAAGAUGAUAUUUACACAAGCCAUAUUGUAGAGAUAAUAGAUCAGAUUGCAGUAUCUGUUUUACUCAGAUUGAGGAGGGAUAAAAGAGGGUGUUAUUAA